Messenger RNA from Hibiscus syriacus, 1113 nucleotides. RefSeq lists its product as uncharacterized. The record is from RefSeq and is a predicted model, not a curated record. The coding region runs from base 103 to 741 and encodes 212 amino acids. The transcript has 2 exons. Lineage: Eukaryota; Viridiplantae; Streptophyta; Magnoliopsida; Malvales; Malvaceae.
CACCAACUCAAGCUCUUUCCAUUUUUGUUUCUCUUCAAAGAGUGUUCAUAUUUCCUUCAUUUCCUCCCUUUAUUUCUUCUUACCAGUAGGAAACCCCAUACUAUGAUGAAUGGGUUUAGAGAAGAAGAUUCAAGGUGUUAUUUCCAUCCUAAAGAAGUUGUUAUGGGGGUUUGUGCUUUGUGCUUGAACGAGAGGCUUCUUAUCUUAGCUUCAAAGCAAGCCCAACGCUCUUCAUCAUCAUCAACCAAAGGCAGCCAUAGAUUUAUUCAAGGUGUUUCAUUGAAGAAACCUCCCAUUAACCUCCCCAAGAUCUUUGCUUUAGGUUCACUGCUCAAUCGUCUUGAGUUCAACCAUUGCAAAUCUGAACAUUCUGAUGCUCAUGAUUCUUCAACCAGUCAAGAAGAUUCCUUUAUCUCAAUCAAAUUUGAAGAGAAUGGUGUUGGUUCUUGGGAAAAAGGAACAAUUUCUAAGGUAUCUCUUGAGCAUUGCAACGUGUCACGGAACCCAACCUUGACCAAGGGCAUGGAUGUCACCAAGGAGACCAAUAAGAGCGUGAUCGAGCAUUCGAAACCACGAGCCUCGCUUAGGUGGCGGAAGCGGAUUGGCCACUUGUUCCAGCUCAUAAGGUGGAAGAGGUCAAGCAAGGCCAAUGCGUGCCACAUGGGCAACAAGGUAGAUGGUGUGAAAGUGAUGAGAAGGAAGGGAUGGAUGAGGACUCUGACAAAGUGGACCAAAGAAUAAAGACAUGCUUUUGUAUAGAAAGGGACACUAAAGCUGUGCUUUUUUCCUCCAUACCAAUUUGUGUGUUGGGGCUCUCUCAUAUAAUUGAGAAAUGGGUAAGAGUCAAAAUAUACUUUAUCACCCUAAAGUGCUAGCUUUGGCUUAAAGUUCAUUGGCUUCUUCUAUUCUGUUCUGAUUUUCUGAUCAACAAAACCAGCUGUAAAAGGAUUGUUUUUACAAUGCGCCACUCAUUUCAGAUUGGUUUAGGCCAUUCCUUAUACAAAAAGAAAUAUUUGUAUAUUUUUUCUCUCCAUACUGAUACUUGAAGUCCCCAUGUCUUGUGCACAAAGUGAGGAACAUUGUAGCAUAAUUUCACAAGGGCCACAAGGCCAA